CUCUCUGCUCCCGUUGGCUAUAUAAUUUUUUCUAUUGUUUUUUUUAAUAAGUUGGAGUAAUUGACUCCGUCUGAUUGAGUAAAAAGUUUCGACUCAUUUUUCAAAUGAAAUAAAUGUUCCACUGAGUGUCAAGAUUUUCUAGAUUAAGCCAUGGACACGGAAGCUGUGGUGCAGGGAUUAACCGAUGUCGGGUACACCGGACCACUGCUCGACUCUGCAAAGUUCACCGAAGCGUUGCAAACAGGCGCAAAGUCACCAGCAUUUACAAAACUUAUCUCUUGGUUGACUGAUCAGAUUGGAUCUUUUAGCAAAAUCGAUGAAACUGUACAGCCAACAUCUACCCCAGAGGAUUCUAGUCACUUUCUGCUGGAGUUGAGCACGUAUCUCAAAGAGCUGGGUUGCAUAAACGUGAAACUGACCACAGGCAAUGUCAAUCAGCGAUUGGCGAACAUUGAUGAAAGAUUAAUGCUCAUCGAGUACUUGAUAAGCGAACUUAUGGCAUGUAAAAUUUCGGAAACAAAAAAAGAAAAGGACAAAAAGGCUGUACAAAUCACGAUUAGCGAAAGUAUAACUGCAAAGUGCAUGAGGGAAAUGCUGUCCGCCUUAAGAUUCCAAAAGCCUCCAGACAACAUUAGUCCUUCGGUAUUAUUUAGUAAAUUGCAAACAAAGGUUGCUGAUGUGAUGAAGCAAGUUCCCAAAGAACUUGUAGGCAAGCCUUUGUUCUAUGGCGUACUAAACAGUGAUCAAUGGGAAAAGUUGGAUAAACUACACAGCGAAAUGAAUGAAGAGUACACGAUAAGGAGGGAGAUGUUGCUGAAACGAUUGGAUGUUACAGUUCAAUCUUUCACGUGGUCGGAAAGAAUAAGGCCAAAAGAAGAUGAGCUGAACAAAUGUUACAAUUUAAAGCGCGACGCUAUGAGACGCGAGCCAGAUGUAACUCUAGCCCAUUUGUUGGCGGCAAGAGAUGAUUUGGCGGUCAUCGAAAAGACGAGCAGCGCAUCUGUCCGUAAAAAUACAAAAAGUUCCAUCAACAAAGUUAUUAUUGGUGCAGUACCGGAUCGAGGAGGCAGACCAGGCGAACAGCCGCCACCUCCACCGGAAAUACCAUCUUGGCAGAAAGACAAAGUACAAGGACCACAAAGAGGAGGAUUUGGAGGUGGCCGCGGCGGUGGACGAGGUGGUGGUGGUGGUGGUGGCCGUGGUGGUGGUGGCGGCAGCGGUGGUGGUGGAGGAUACCGUGACAACAAAUCCGCUUCGUCGAAUUUCGGACAGAAUUUCGAUAAACCGCAGCAGCAACAGUUCACUUCUUAUUCCAACCCAAGCCCUCAGUACACUCAAGCUUCCGGAUUCGGUGGCGGGUAUGGUGGUAAUCAAAACUCUUUUUCGUCCAGAGGUCAAGGAUUCGGUUACAACAACCGAGGCGGUGGAUUUGGAAACCAGAGCUAUGGUAAUCAAAAUUCGGGUGGAUUUGGAAACCAGAAUUAUGGGAAUCAAAGUUCUGGUGGAUAUGGAAACCAAGGAGGUUACGAUAGAAAAAGUGGAGGUGGUCAAAACAGAGGCGGCCGCGUUCAAGGCGGCUGGAAUCAAGGCGGAGAUUCUGGUUACAAUAAUCGUAAUCAAGGGCAAGGCGGAGGACGAAGGUAUUAACACAACUGUUUCAUGCCACAUAUCACCACGUUCGUGACAUUCAAUUUUUUAACUAGUUAUUUUUACCUUAUAAAUUAACUUAUCAAUGGAGUUUUAGAGCUUCAUUAAGCAUUUUUCUAUAAUUACAAUUACAAACUAUAGAAAAUAAUACUACAUGGGUGAUUAUACAAUUAAAUCAUGUAAGUAGCUUGUAAGUAAAACAAAGUUACAUUGAAUGCAGUGUAUUUGCAAUUUUUUGUUAAUUAAAAGAACUGAACUAUUCUCAAAAAA
Molecule: messenger RNA, 1917 nt
Organism: Copidosoma floridanum
Lineage: Eukaryota; Metazoa; Arthropoda; Insecta; Hymenoptera; Encyrtidae
Product: protein FAM98A
Cellular component (GO): tRNA-splicing ligase complex
Source: RefSeq, a predicted model, not a curated record